Messenger RNA from Biomphalaria glabrata, 3450 nucleotides. Its product is annotated as tetratricopeptide repeat protein 33-like. Lineage: Eukaryota; Metazoa; Mollusca; Gastropoda; Planorbidae. The transcript is spliced from 6 exons. The record is from RefSeq and is a predicted model, not a curated record. Gene Ontology annotation, molecular function: protein binding. Bases 331 to 1062 code for a protein of 243 amino acids.
GAACAAAAGCUUUUUCUAAAUUAGAAUCUAGACCUCUUACUCUUACGACUCAAGAUAUCUAGACCUAUAUCUAGAGCCUAGAAGCACUAAGAAUCUAUAAUAAUGAUCUAGUGACCUAUUCUAGUAUUUUAUUUCUACUAGUAAACUAAAACUCUAGAUAGAUAUCUAAAUCUUUGCUAGCAGAGUGGUUACAGUGUUGGCUUGAGAAGCCUGAGAAGGCUUUAUCCCACAAGUUCAAAUUCAGGCUACUUGAACACUACACUUAUAACUUAAUCAAUGAUGCAUAUUAAGUUAUUGACAGUCAUUGAGAAAGUUUGAGAACAAGAUAAAAUGAAGAGAUUUGUAUGGAAACGCAAGGUGGGAGAGAGUGUCAAUAAAGCAAAAGUAUCUGAUUUCAGUGCAGAGUCCAAAGAAGAUUUAGAAGGUAAUGAGGAUGAUGACAUUGAUUGGCUGACAGGUACCAUAGCAAAUAAAAAGCAGUGUAUAUCCUUGGAAGAUACCAAAACAAAAAGUGAAAGAUUAAGGCAAGAAGGUGCAAUGCUAGCUGAGGCAGAAAGAUAUUGGGAAGCAUUGAAAAAGUGGGAUGAAGCCCUACAGUUGAUACAAAACAAUGAACAGAUAUUAGAGAUGAAAACGCAGGCCCUAAUGGCUUUAGGAGAAGUUUUCCCAGCAGUUCAAGUGGCAGAAAAAACAGUUAAUAUUGCACCUACUUGGUGGGUUGCACAUCAGACUCUUGGCAGGGCAUUAGUCAACGUGGGGGAAGUAGGAAUGGCAUUAAAGAGUUUCUCACGAGCUGUUCAUCUAAAUCCAUCAGAGAUAGAACUUUGGAUUGAAGACCUAUAUUGGGCCAAAUCUCUUUUAGACAAGAAAAAAUCACUGGUGGAUGUGGACAUGGUUAAGAGUACACUAACUGUAACAGAAAUAACUGAGGAGAGUGAACAAUAUCAAGGGCAGCAAUCAUUGUUGCCUUAUAAUCUAAAUAAUGUCGAAGCCACUCAUGAAAGUACAAAACAUAUUAGGAAAUUGCCUACAAACUAUGUACAGAUGAGGGAUGUGCUAUGAACUUAAGCUCUAAAUAAAUGUUUUAUUCGGUAGAUUAUGCUCUGGGUGAAGUAAAACAUAUUUACAAAGAUUAAGUUUUUAGAUUAUUAACAUAAAAAGUGGUGAAGUGAUUUACCAUUGUACAAAUCUUCAAACUGUUUUGUUUCCCAGCUUUUGAUUUUGAAUGUGUUUGUUUUUAAUUGAAACUAUGUUAUAUAAAUUACAUUUUUUUGUGAUGUUGAUUUUCCUUAUGUAUUAAAAUGUAUAUAUAAAUAUUGACCGAUGUAAUAUUAAUAACACAGUCAUUAAAUAAAAUAGUGAAACAUACAGAAGAGUUAAAUGUUUCAUGUACAGAAAAGUCUUCUGUUUUUGUUGGGCAAUGUUUUUAUAUCAAGUUUUCUGGGUUUCAUUGUUUUUCUAUGAAUCCAAUCAUAAUAUCUUAAUAACAAAGUGUUAAAAUUAUAUAAAUCUUAUUGAAGAAUUGCUUUAAUGUUUUACACCAAUUACACAGUCUUUAAAUCCAAAGACAUAACAUAGUUUUGAUCAAUAAUAAAGUUAUAUGCAUUUCUAUGCAAGUGAUUAUCAAUGAUUUUUUAAUUUAUACAAAUUGUACAACUGUAUACAUUUUAUAUCAGAACACAAAAGUACAAAAGCAUCAUUUUGAGACAUAAAUGUUAGCAAAUAUCCUUGAUGUCAAUAUAUUUAUGUUUGAAUCAGACAGAACUGUACAUUUACUACCCAUUCAUAGCAUUUGUUAUUUGUAUUUUAUGAUGUUGAUAAGAAAGGGUAGAAAUUUAAUGGGAAUGCCUUAGAUCAGUUAGGACUCUCACUUUUUCUUGGACGUAUUUCAUAUUAAUCUGAUGUCUUGUUAGUUAUUCAUGGUAUUUUUUUUUCUAUAAGAAUACAAGGUUGUUGUUUUUUCGGCGACAAGAAUUGACAAUUAUUUUAGAGUCUUAGAUGAUUCCGCGGCUGUCUUGAGCUAGCUGUGUCCUUGACAUCUCAUGUGUGUAACACAGCGCAUCUUUUCUGCAUCAUUUUUGUUCGGGUAGUUCUGACAUCAACACGAUAGGUGCUGUUCCAUGUCACAUUUGUACGUUAAUGAAAUGGGAGUGACGAAGAAACGAUAAUUUGAUGUUGAAACUUCCAGGACAAGUGGACAGUUCUUUAUUAAAUCUAAAUUACCAAGCCAACAUGUUUGAGUUGUACAGAAAGUGUGGCUGUUUUAAAGAACAUAACAUAAAAAGGCAUUCUAAAACAAACCAUUACAAAAAUAUGGUGGCAUUGUCGGCUUGAGCCGCUAGGAAAAGAUCGCUAAGUUACGUCUAGAGUUGAGCGAGUGAUGAAAAUAUUUACCAAGAAGUCAAGAAAAUGAGUCGGCUGUAAUGGAGGCUACAGAGUUGCUCACAUUUUAAGAAGAGAAUUGAAGCAUAAAAAAAGUGCUUGCUAGCAGUGAUGGAAUAAAAUCGUCCUGAAACAAAAAUGCAUUUGAAACUGCCUUUCUGGUAUGACAAUUACAAACGAGUGGACAAUGUUGGUGAAAAUCUCCAUUCAAAACUAAAUGACAGAGCAUCAGAUUUCGAAAUCGUUACUGCCGCUUAGGAGUGACACCAACUGGAACUGAUUGACUAACAAAGCCAGACUUCCCUGCUUGAGAAAUUUCGAGCAAUGCACACAAUAGAUUUCUAGCCACAAUGUUUACAAGCACUUAAUUUAAUAGAAAAAACUUGUUCAGUUAUAAGAUACCUGAAACCCUUGUUAGGUAAUUGACUUAUGGCUGUAAGUAGGCCUACUGGAGCUACGGGAUUGUUAUAAAAUUAUUUAAAAUUGUUUAGUCUCUAUUUCAUUUUUCUGUAUCUUUAUAUGUGGUCCGCGACACGAGUGUCGGAAAUUAAAAUGGCCGCAGGCUGUAUAAGGUUGGGCAUUACUGCCUUAGAUAGUUAAAAGAUUAUUUAUUAUACAUAGGCCUACUUUUAAGUAUAUUUCUAUUUUCCCCUAGAUUAUAAUUUCAAAAAAAUAAAUAUAGGACACCUUUCUAAAAUAAGUUAAUGUCAAACAUUUUCUCUGGAGUGAUGCUGUGAUUGUCUUACUGUUAAUGAGAGUUUUAGGAAUUCAUUCCUUCAUUGGCAGUUGUCUUAACAAGUAAAAUUUCCUACACUGCAAUGAUAAUAUAUUCUCUUAUAUUUCAUGUUUUAAUUGUAAUUACAAGAUCAGCUGUCGUCAUCGAGAAGUACAUUGAAGUCAAAUUCAUAAGGCGCUGGUUGUGAACUUGUGAAUGUGUAUGUGUUUCGUGUGUGAAUGUUGUUCGAAUUUUUCAUCUAUACUGUUAUUGUACAGUAGUUACGUUGAUGUUUUAAAUUGUAGUCAAACUGAAUUUCCAUUUGAUUGGAUCAAUAAAAUUAUCUUAUCUUA